This is a messenger RNA of Phycomyces blakesleeanus NRRL 1555(-), 1041 nucleotides long. RefSeq lists its product as hypothetical. The record is from RefSeq and is a predicted model, not a curated record. NCBI's taxonomy places the organism in Eukaryota, Fungi, Mucoromycota, Mucoromycetes, Mucorales, Phycomycetaceae. The transcript is spliced from 7 exons. Gene Ontology annotation, molecular function: GTPase activity. The coding region runs from base 51 to 971 and encodes 306 amino acids.
GUAAAGCAAAAAAAAAGCACAAAAAAUAAAAACAGAUCCCACAUUCAAUAAUGGGUCGUCACUGUCAACUUGUUAUGGGUCCUGCUGGUAGUGGCAAGUCCACGUACUGUGCCACAAUGAUGACACAUUGCCAAGCAGCUGGUCGUAAAGUUCAUCUUGUUAACUUGGAUCCUGCAGCAGAACAUUUUGAAUAUGAACCUACAAUUGACAUUCGCGAACUGAUUACUCUUGAGGAUGUCAUGGAGGAAUUGGAUUAUGGACCGAAUGGUGGUCUGAUCUACUGCCUUGAGUUCUUGUUGAAUAAUAUUGAGUGGCUCGAAGAAGAGAUCGGAAGUUAUGAUGAUGAUUACCUGAUUAUCGAUUGUCCUGGUCAGAUCGAACUCUACACACAUUUUCCUAUCAUGCGUCGACUCUGUGAGCAAUUGGGUCGUUGGAAUAUGGCAAUCUGUGGUGUGUACUGUCUCGAAUCCCAGUUUAUUGAGGACAAGAGCAAAUACUUUUCUGGUGUAUUGAGUGCGAUGAGUGCUAUGGUGAAUUUGGAAAUUUCACACAUCAAUGUGAUGACCAAGAUGGAUUUGGUCCAGGGGGACUAUGGAAAUCGAGCUGCAGAUGAAGAUAUUGAGGGAGAGACCGAGAGUGAGAAGAAGAAGAGACAGCGUAAAAAGAGGGCCCAGAUGGAGCGUGUGAUGGUUGAGCGAGAGAUGGACCGCUAUCUUGAGCCAGACCCGUUGCUGAUCGCAGAAGAGGCAGGCGCAUUGGAAGAAAAACCGAGUGCAUGGACUUUGAAAUUCCAAGCGUUAAAUCAGGCAAUUGUACAACUGAUCGAUGACUACAGUAUGGUCAGCUUUAUUCCCUUGAAUAUCACUGAUGAAGAAUCUGUGGAAUAUGUGCUUUCGAGUGUGGACCAUGCGAUGCAGUACGGAGAAGAUUUAGAGCCAAAGGAACCUGAUGACAAGGUUGAAUAUGACUAGUCCUAAAGAAUUGUAGUAAUAAUUUUAUUCAUGUACAAUAAAUAAAUAAGUAAAUAAAUAAGGGAGGACU